UGCUGGUGUUAGCAUUUAGCUAAAAGCACUAGAAUGAACACACCAACCAACAAAGUGACCUUAUUGAGUAACAGCCAUAAAAGCCAUUUAUUGCCUUUUACAACAUGCUAACAGCUUCCAAGAUCCAAGCAAACUGUACACGGUAAAGAAAGCACUACCUCGAUUGAAGUUCUUCCUCAUGUCCUAACAACAAAAUGCUUUUACUCGGGAUUGAAGAGAAGGAGUUGUAGUUAAAGGACAAACAAUAACCAGGCUGAUGACGUUGCUGCUGGGUUCAGUGUGGCUACUGCUGGCCUUCUCUCUGCUGUUUACCCCUGUGUCUGUCGGAGCUUGUUUAACUCAGGAGUUUAGCUGCUCCCAGGGGUUAUGUGUGCCGGAGGACUGUGUGUGCGACUUCACUGACGACUGUGGAGAUGGCAGCGACGAGGAAGACUGCUCCAGAUAUAAGAGGUGUGACUUUGAGGAGGGAUUCUGUGACCUGAUCCAGAGCUCAGAGACGCUCUCUGGAUGGACCAGAACAACUGAGCUCCUGCGACCUUCACAAGACCACAACAACAACACAUCAGCACAUUUCCUGUCACUUGUACCUGUCAGUGGAAACAGAACCACUGCAGACCUGAGCAGCCCCGUUUUCCUGCCCAGUCAGACCUGCCAGAUGAGUUUCUACCACUAUGUUGGCGCAAAACAUGGAGAUCUUCAGGUCUUGGUUCAGGCUCAUACUCUGGAUCAGAGCGCAGAGGUGUGGAAACACUCCACACAGAUUGAAACGUGGCAGCGGACAGUGAUUAAGUUCUCCAGCAAUCACAGUUUUCAGGUGGUGAUUCGAGGGCAGUUUUCAGCUGACAGCAGAGCCUCUGAGGUCCUGGCCCUCGAUGACCUAUCCUUUGGUCUCGGCUGUGUGACUGGGGCUGGGAGCAGUGUACCCCUUCCUCCUGUUUGCCCUCCCUCGUUUUUUGCCUGUGGCAGUGGAGAAUGCAUCGAGGAGAGCAAAGUGUGUGACUUCACCCCACAUUGUCCCCACGGAGAGGACGAAGCCAGCUGCCCAUCUGAGUGUGACUUUGAGGGAGGUAAUUGCGGCUGGUAUGAGUUCACCCUUGGCGAUGGCUUUGACUGGGUCAGGGGCUCCUCUGUGGAGGUUCCUCCAUACUACCACCCACCUCCUCUGGACCACUCUACAAACAGCACUGAGGGCCACUUUAUGUUUAUACUGAAGAACAGCAGCAGUCUUUAUCCAAGGGCUGUCCUCCGAGGACCCUGGUUCAAACAGUCGGCCUCCGGGUGUACCAUGACCUUCUGGCAUUAUAACUCAGGUAUGUCAGUGGGUGCUGCAGACAUGUACCUUCGAAUCAACGGAGUCCCAAACAACACUGUCAUAUGGAGGACCUUGUACGACCAGGGAGCUCGUUGGAACCAGGUCACCGUACAGCUUGGUCGUAUCACCCAGCCCUUCCAGAUCGCUCUGGCUAAGAUCAGCCUCGGUGUGUUUGAUGGGGUCUCCGCCUUGGAUGAUGUCACCUUCAAGAACUGCUCGAUGCCCCCUGCAGUGGCAGAGUGCCCAGCACACACACAUUUCCACUGCGUGCAUACCAAGGCAUGUGUGGAGCACUUGCAGCUCUGUGACCUUGUGGAUAACUGUGGGGAUGGAUCCGAUGAGGAGGAAUGUUCUCCAGAGCUGCAGUGCAACUUUGAACACGGGCUGUGCAGCUGGAAACAAGAACUGAGUGGAGGAGAUGUGUUUGAUUGGACCCGCAUCCGAGGCCCCACUCCGACCACCAACACGGGGCCCUGGAAGGACCACACACUGGGCAACAGCUACGGCCACUACCUCUACAUCGAGUCCUCUGUCCCUCAGGAGUUCAAGGACACAGCUGUGUUGCUGAGCAGAGCCUUCCAGCCCACCCACCAACGCGGCAAGGACCCGUUCAAGUCCCGCCACCACUGUGCUUUCCGCUUCCAUUACCACAUGUUCGGCUCACACGUGUUCUGCCUGGCGGUGUACCUCAGGACCACCGCGACAGGUCGUGGGCACAUGCUGUGGGUACGCUAUGGAGACCAAGGAAACUUGUGGCACAGGAAGACUCUCUACCUCACCAGCGCUCGGCCGUUCCAGAUUGUAAUUGAAGGGACAGUUGGAGAUGAUUUUAAUGGAGACAUUGCCAUUGAUGAUCUUUCCUUCCUGGACUGUGACCCAUAUGAAGGUGAGCUCCCGCAUGCAAAUACCACAAUCCCUACAGUGACCCCUCCUGCCCCCACAGUCCAGCCCCACAGCUGCCCUGAGGGGCAGUUUGUGUGUGGGGCGGACGGGGAGUGUGUUGCCAACAGCAAAGUGUGUGACUUCAGACUGGAUUGUUCUGAUGGCUCAGAUGAACUAAACUGUGUGAAAGAACGAUGUGAUUUUGAAGGCGGUGACACUUGUGGUUGGAAGGGCGUCGACUCUUCUUUAGUCCCGAUCCACGCUUUUCGCUGGUCACCUGACCAAGGGGAGAGCAUUCACGAUGGAGAGCAGUACCACCGUCCUAUUAUUGACCACACCCUAGGCAGUGCAGAGGGUUGGUACAUGUGUGCAGACAGUUCAAACGGUGGCUACGGUCAAACCACUGACAUCCAGACACCUGCCAUUUCCUCCACUGGGCCACAGUGCACCCUGGUCUUCUGGUACCACAUGAGUGGAUUCACAGUGGGAUCACUACAGGUGCUGUUGAAGUACGGAAACGUCACUCAUGAGAUUUGGUCUCAGACUGGUAACCAAGGCAACAAAUGGAGACGGGGAGAAGUGUUUUUGGGGUUAUCAAACAACUUCCAGGUGGUGUUCAGGGCGAAGCGAGGGAUCAGCUACAUGGGCGAUGUGGUGAUAGAUGAUGUCAGCUUCCUGCACUGCUCCUCUCCUCUUCCUGCAGAGCUGGCGUGUUCACCUGAGCAGUACGCCUGCGCUAACGGCCGCUGCAUCCCUCAGGACAACCUGUGUGACUUCAUCAACCACUGCGGGGACAACUCUGAUGAGGACCCCUUCAUCUGCAAGAGCUUUAGCGGACGCUGCAGUUUCGAGUUUGACCUCUGUUCCUGGCGUCAGUGCCGACAGGAUGACUUUGAUUGGCUGAUCAAGGCGGGCAGCACUCCCACAGUUGGCACCGGGCCAUCGAGUGACCACACCCUGAGGGACCCCUCAGGACACUAUCUCUAUCUGGAGAGCUCCUUCCCCCAGGCAGCAGGAGACACCGCCUGUAUAUCAGGACCCGUACUGAGCCGCAGGAGCUCACAGUGCAAGAUGCGUUUCUAUUUUCACAUGUCUGGAGACGGCAUCGGGACCCUCAGCGUGUUGAGGAAAAGCGAAGGGCAACCUCAUCUCCUUCUCAACCUGACGGGGGAUCAGGGCAACUACUGGCAGAUGAAGGAGAUCCUGCUGAGCCACAACAGGGACUUUCAGGUCAUGUUUGAGGGCAAGGUGGGCCGAAGUCAAAAGGGUGACAUCUGCCUGGAUGACAUCACUUUCUCUCCAGGGUGUCUGCUGGCCUCGUCAGCUACCACAGAGGACAGCACUCCUCCGCCUCCUGAAGGCUUGUGUGCUUCAGGCUUCCUGCCUUGUGAAAAUGGCGGGUGUUUCACUCCGGGGCAGAGCUGUGACUUCACAGACGACUGUGGUGACGGCACUGAUGAAAAGGAAUGUGGCACUUCCUGCUCCUUCGAGAACGGGCGCUGUGGCUGGAAGAGCUCCCUGGCUGAUAAUUUUGAUUGGACGCUGGGGACCGGAUCUGUGAAGAGCAUCCGGCCUCCAUACGACCACACGCUGAUGGAUGAAAGUGGUCAUUUCGUCUUUCUGGAAGCGACACCGGUGGGACUGAAAGGUGAUAAGGCUCAUAUUAGAAGCUCAGUGUGGAAAGAGUCAAGCGCCAUCUGCAAGCUCUCCUUCUGGUACUAUAUUUCCCACAAGGCUACAGGAACAAUCCGUCUGCUGAUCAAGACAGAGAACGAUUUGUGGGAGGUGUGGAACAAAACUGGGCAUCAGGGGAAUAAGUGGAACCAAGUGGAGAUCCCCCUGAGGAAGCUGAGGAAGUUCGAGGUGAUAUUCGAGGGGAUUCGCUCAAUGGAUGUGAGUGGAGGAGCUGCCCUGGACGACCUGGAGUUCAUAGACUGUGCCCCAAAUGUUGUGGAGCCACUGAGUUGCCCUGCAGUCACAGACUUUGUGUGUCACAGCGGCCACUGCAUUGAGUCCCACCUGGUGUGCGACAACAAGGCCGACUGUGCUGAUGAAUCCGAUGAGAUAGACUGCGAACACAUAGUCGGCUCGCCAGGCGCUUGUCAUUUCAACAUGGAUGAAAACCAGUGGGAAGACACCUGCCAGCUUUCUCAGGACGCUGAUGAUGACUUUGACUGGAGGAUUGGUUAUCGGAGUGAGACACCAGGAGCUGGACCUCAUGAAGACCACAGUCCUGGCGGAGGAGGGAACUUCCUGUACAUACACUCAGCCACUCAGAGGGAGGGUGACGUCGCCAAGGUGACAACCCGGAGUCCAUUUCCAGCCAGCAUCGGCCUGUGUCACCUGCGCUUCUGGUUCUACAUGCACGGCUCUGACAGGAUGGGAACGCUGAAGGUCUACACUGUGGGACCCAGUGGCACCAGUCUGCUGAUGUGGGCAGCCACUGGUAACCAUGGUAGCCAGUGGACAUACGCUAACGUCAUCCUGUCCAACCCAGCACCUUUCAGAGUGACGUUCCAGGCAGAGGUGGGUGGAGACGUGUGGACAGACAUCGCCUUGGACGACAUCUCCUACACUGCAGAGUGUAGGGUAACAGGACCAGUAACUCCGCAGCCUCUGACCUGUGGUGUGGACCAGUACCAGUGUGCGUACUCCUUCCAGUGUGUCCCAGAGAGUUGGAGGUGUGACGGAGAGCCGGACUGUGCCGACCGGUCUGACGAAGAGCUUUGUCCCUCUGUGGUACCUGGUACUCUUCCUCCUCAGGGAUGUCCUGCUGGAAAUUACCAGUGUUCCAAUGGUCACUGCCUCCCGUCCUUACUGCGCUGUGAUGGCGUCCCAGACUGCCCUGAUGGAGAGGAUGAGUACAGCUGCCCUCUGCUGCAGUGUGAGCUGGGAGAACUGGUGUGUGAAAAUUCGCCUGGUUGUAUCCCAGUUCAGGAGCGUUGUGAUGGCUCUGCAGACUGUCUGCCUUUUCACUCUGAUGAGUCCAGCUGCGAUGAUUGUCCUCCGCUGUAUUGCCUGGAUCGUGGCUCAUGCCUCGUGGAGAAACAUGGGCCUGUUUGCAUGUGUUAUCCGGGAUGGACAGGUAACCGCUGCCAUGUGAGAGAGAAACCAUCUCUCUCCACUUCAACACCCAAACCAGAGGAUACACAGCUGGAAUCUGUGUAUGUUGGCAUUGCCAUCGGACUGCUGCUGCUUGUGGCCGGAGUUGCUGUCUGCACUCUGGCUUUAUACAAAAAAAUAUGCUGCUUAAUAAAGCCCGGCCCGAUGGAGUACGGAGUGAUGGAUAACCCAGCGUUGGACCGGAGAGCAGAGCUCCCGUCCCCGCAUGACAGACCAGGCGGUUGUCCCCGACAUAACCCCAGCAGGAGUGAUGGUCGCGGGCUUUCCAUCAGUGUCUACCCCUGGAGGAGGGAGGUGGAGCAGGGUUCGACCUGGAAAGAUGCCAAGAUGUCCUUCGCUAACCCACUGUACAAUUACUCCCCUGAUGCUAAUAACGCUGACUACAAAAGCUCUGAAGCAUAAAAACAAUGGACUUAACUUAUUGACACUGUGUGAGUGUGCACAUACUUGAUGAGUUUGUCCUGACCUGCUGAGAUGUCAAGUGGAGAGAAAGCAAAGCAAAGAGUGGAUUUUUUUUUGUUCUUUUGUAAGGAAGUAUAUGAAUGUCAAUUCUGUUAGACUGCUGUUGCCGUCGUGAUUGACAACUAAAUUAUUAAUUAAUCGAAUGAUGUGUUACCUUCACCCACCUGGUGUGAAAAUAAAAGCUAAAAGUCCUCCACACUAACUCAUAGUUGUUGAGUUUAGGGCUUAAACAUAUUUUGUCUAUAUAAAUACCAAUAAACCAUUUUUAAAAAGCACUCAAAGAGGUAAAUAGAAAUGUAGAUUUCUCUGCAGAUCGCAAACAAUCUGCAACAACUACGAUGAAGGUGUUUUACAAGGGGGCACCUUUAAGUAAUAUAAUAAUUCAAAUUUUUGGGGGUUACACCUAUUUUCUGUCUUGUAGAGAGUUCGAUCAAUCAAUGAAAUACCACUGCACAGUAAAUAUGUAGCUACAGGAUGAGGUCAGUUAGUUUAAAGACUUGAAGCAAGGGAAACAGCUAGCCUGACAUUCUCCAAAAGUAACAAAAUUCUCUUAUAAGCACCUCUUGUUUAAUCUGUAGAAAAAACAAACUUUGAAAACAACAAGUCUUUUUUUUGGCAAGGUGCCAAAGUUUUUCCACUGUAUCCAGUCUUUAUGUUAAGCUAAGGUACUUAGUUGAGCUGUACCUUCAUAUUUAGCAGAGCAGUGUGGGAUCAUGGGAGUUGGUGUCUUCAUAGUUAAACAACCACCACUAUCUGAGGUGCCUCAGGCAGAAAUAAUGUUCACGGAGAAGUUAGCGUAUUCAAAUUUUAUUUACGUUAUGUUUCUACACGAUAUGUUGUAUCAUUCUAACGAAAUAAAGCAAGUAAUGUUCGGUGACGUGAUGUUAAGUUGUCAACUUCCCAAUAGAUAGAAUACAGAUGCAGUAAAAAUGAAUUAAAUAGAUUGCCCAUUUUUGUAAAAGAGGGAAAAAAGUCAAACUGGGCUUUAGAAGAUAUCCAAAAAAAGAAGUUUGGGCCAUUUUGUACACUAAAUACAGCCAGUGUUGCAGUACUUCAGGACUCUAACUUGCAGGAAUGUUUGUGAGUGUCUUGUGCAUGGUGAUUAAAGGUUUUCUUUACUGCUGGCAAAAGCAGAAAACCUCCAGUUCAUUGAACUGAAAGACUCCACUGAACACACAGAGCUUCCAAAUGGAGUCCUGACUUCAUUAGUGAUCCUUUUUAAUCCCCAC
Molecule: messenger RNA, 7008 nt
Organism: Centropristis striata (black sea bass)
Lineage: Eukaryota; Metazoa; Chordata; Actinopteri; Perciformes; Serranidae
Gene: malrd1
Product: MAM and LDL receptor class A domain containing 1
Exons: 33
Coding region: 257-5719 (1820 amino acids)
Cellular component (GO): membrane
Molecular function (GO): protein binding
Source: RefSeq, a predicted model, not a curated record